Lachancea mirantina is the source of this 360-nucleotide messenger RNA. Lineage: Eukaryota; Fungi; Ascomycota; Saccharomycetes; Saccharomycetales; Saccharomycetaceae. The record is from the annotation of a GenBank genome assembly.
AUGCCAAAGAAGAGAGCUUCCAACGGUAGAAACAAGAAGGGCAGAGGCCACGUCAAGCCAGUCAGAUGCGUCAACUGCUCCAAGUGUGUGCCAAAGGACAAGGCCAUCAAGAGAAUGGCCAUCAGAAACAUUGUUGAGGCUGCUGCUGUCAGAGACUUGUCUGAGGCCUCUGUGUACCCAGAAUACGCCUUGCCAAAGACCUACAACAAGUUGCAAUACUGUGUUUCUUGCGCUAUCCACGGCAGAGUCGUCAGAGUUAGAUCCAGAGAGAACAGAAGAAUCAGAGCUCCUCCUCAGAGACAAAGAUUCGUCAGAGACAAGAACAUCUCUCCAGCUGACGCUGCCAAGAAGGCUGCUUAA